GCGGCACACUGUUGCUAUGGUUACAGCUGCCACCAGAGCCAAUGGUGUAGAUCGUAGAUCCUGGAGGCCAAUGGUGUGCGUUGUAACAACAGUCACCACAGGAAAGACGGCCUCUAGUCCCGACAGCGUGCGCAGUCUCCAUGGCUCCGGCCGGAUGCGUGCUUGUGCGUCCCCCGCUGAGCGUGGUUGCCAUGACAACACUGGUUGGCUGUAGCUGAGCGACCCCAGCUAUUCUGUGCGCUCUUAGGGCAAUCCCCGUCUACAGCCCUAAGUGCACUUCAGGUCGAAGACGGACUGCUCUUCCCGGAGUGCAUAUUCUGGAUCUUUCCGGCUUCCCGAUUAGCUCCUUCGCAAGGCUGGCGAGCUUUGGUGUGCCCGGCUGGGUCGCGUUUCGUCCUGGAGAGUCGUGCUUCUCUCUAGUUGACAUCAGGAGGUGACUGUCCCUGAAGGUCUCCGUAGUCGCAAAGGCCCCGGAAACACCGCCGUUCCCUGCUCGUGGGCUGAGGGAAAGAACUGUGGGACCAGCUUCGUCACGCGCAGCCUUGCAUCCAGAUGAAGCUCUGCAGGCCUUUGGUAACCGCAGCAUCCGAGGUCAUCAAAAGCCCAAAUAAGGGAACCCAAAGAAAUGUGUCAAGAAGGCUUGUCUAGACUAGCUCUGAGCAGCUGCAGUAAACAGACCGAGUGCUCGCUGGGAGAGAGGAGGACACUAGCAGCAGCCCCAGAACUCAUGGACUCCAUGCUGGAGUCUCGAAGACACCCCAGCGGCAGCCUCCAGAAAGAAUUUCCCCAGCGUCAGAAUGAAGACACAGAGCCUCAGAACUGCCUCUUGAGGGAAGUGGAAUGCAUAGCACAGAGGCUGGGGGCGUCCCUGGAGGAGAUCCAGAGGACAGCAGAGGAGCCACAAGAGAAGAAGAACGAACAGAGAAAGUUAGAUAAUGCACUUGAGAAUGCUCGACUGGAAUUUGAAAAAUUGAAAAAUAGUCUAAUAAAACUGAAAGAAAGUGAUGCAACUGACUUACAGAAAGCAAGAGAACAUAACCAGAGGCUAGACGAGGAAAUUCUGGCUUUGAGAAACCGGGUUCGAUCGCUUGACUCCGAGAAAAAGGUGCUUGGAGAAAUGUACCUAACGUCUGGAGAGAGAGCGAACUACCAGCAUCAGGGGGAAGUGCAGCAACUGCGCCAGAAGCUGAACCGCCUCCAGGUCCUGUGCAGCUCAGCUGAAAAGGAGCUGCGGUAUGAGCGCGGCAGGAGCCUGGACUUCAAACAGCACAACAGUCUGCUUCAGGAGGAAAACGUCAAGAUCAAAAUCGAACUCAAGCAGGCCCAGGAGAAGUUGCUAGACAGCGCCAGGAUGCACUCUUCACUCACGGCCGAGUGGAAGCACUGUCAGCAGAGAGUCAAGGAGCUGGAGCUGGAGGGACUCAAGCAGGCGCGGAGCAUCAAAUCCCAGCAGAGCCUUCAGGAGAAGCUGGCUUGGGAGAAAUCCAAAGUGGCCGAUGCUCAGGAAAAGAUUUUGGACCUGCAGCAGAAACUAGACCAUGCUGGACAAGUCUGCCUUUCAGAUGCUUGUGUUUUGCUGAAGAAGCAACUGGAGGAGGAGAUCAAGGAGUCCAAGAGCAGUGAGGCUAGACUGCAGCAGCAGUUACAGGAGGAACAGCAGAGGAGGGUAGUCCUGGACCAGGACAUGAAUGAGCUCCAGAGGCAAGUGAGGACCUUGCAGGAUAAGGAGGACCAGCGGGAAGCAGCCAGUUCCCAGCAACAAGAGACCCUUUGCCAACAACUGGAAAGUGAGAAGAGGAAGUGUGAGGAGUUUGUCAAGAGCAACCAGGAGCUGGCGGAGAAGCUGGCCAGGCUACAGCAGGAGAAGGAAGCUCUGUGGCAAGAGCACGGGCAGUUUCUGGAGCAACUUGGUGAGCACGUGAGAAACUACAAAGACAAACACCACUGCCACAAGGUCAAGCUGCAAAAGGUCAAGGACCGUCUAACUCAUGAGCUAGAAAUAAGAAAUAAGAGGAUUAAAGAGCUCGAGGAUGAAGUUGGGAAACUGCGACAAAAAAUUGAAAUGGAGAAGGCAUUCCAGGACCAGAUCAUGACCCAAAAUGACAUCCUCCUCCUGGAAAAGAGGAAGCUUCUAGAACAAGUCACAAAUCAAGAAGAACUGAUCUGCAGCAAUAAAUCCACAAUCUCUGCAAUCCAGAGCAAGGUGUUUUUACUGGAUAAAGGAAACCAGCAGUUGCAAGAGAACUGCGUCCGGCUCAUGCAGCACAUCAGUCUCUUAGAACGCAUUAUAAGGAGCAUCCAGAUUCGCAGAACGGAAGAAACAAUGAUCAGUGACAAUGCUGCUUUUGAAAUACUCAGGAAAAUGCUCCCUUUACAGAGCGCCAGUUUCUCAGGAACAGGUUUGGUACUGUCAGCUGAAAAUCUCCAGGAGACUGAGCUACAUAAAUCAGAAGGGACAACAGCGGUCGUCAAGUCCCCCGAACCUCUUUCAUGUUCACAGAAUUCAGAAAGUGGAUACAUAAAUGUGACUUCUCUGAAAGAGACAUACAGCAUGCAGGGGGACCAAAAGCCAGGACUAUGACAUCACUGGUGUCUAAAACAAUCCUAACUGAAACCUACUAACUCAGAGCAUGGAUAUAAAAGGUGCACAUUGACCUGGAGAAGUCUCACAGAACACCCUGGACAGCCGCAAGGAGUCUUCAAAAUUGCUGAUCGAACAGUCAUUAAAAACUUUCUAAAAACA
Molecule: messenger RNA, 2743 nt
Organism: Peromyscus maniculatus bairdii (prairie deer mouse)
Lineage: Eukaryota; Metazoa; Chordata; Mammalia; Rodentia; Cricetidae
Gene: Ccdc30
Product: coiled-coil domain containing 30
Source: RefSeq, a predicted model, not a curated record